Molecule: messenger RNA, 2042 nt
Organism: Nicotiana tabacum (common tobacco)
Lineage: Eukaryota; Viridiplantae; Streptophyta; Magnoliopsida; Solanales; Solanaceae
Product: ultraviolet-B receptor UVR8
Source: RefSeq, a predicted model, not a curated record
UAAGCGCUUUGAAUUCUGAAGAGCACUGGAGUAGACGUUGCCACAGUUGAAGCCAUCAGUUUUUUAGACUGAUGUACAGUAUAUCACCCCUUUCGACUUCUACAUCUUCACUUCAAAUCCAUCAAAACAAUUAGAGAUGAUAGGACGAGCAUUUGCAAAUAGAUCAUCAUUGCGAGCGAUUCUGAAAAAUGAAACAAAACUUUCUGAAUUACGGUUUGGGAGGUGGAUUUCAGUUUCGAGUAAUGGUCCCGAAGAAGCAGAGCUGAGUGGGAAGCGAUUCGCAGCCCUUUGGGGAAACGGGGAUUACGGAAGGCUAGGGCAAGGGAGUCUUGAGUCGCAGUGGAGCCCUAAGGCUCUGCCUCCUUCUCUUUUCGAUAAUCAAAGCCUCCGUGAGAUUGCUUGUGGCGGUGCUCAUACUCUCUUCCUUACAGAAAAUGGCCAUGUUUAUGCCAGUGGGCUCAAUGAUUAUGGACAGCUAGGGGUGUCAGCAGAUGAUAGAGGUUAUAUAAUUGAACCACUUGAAGUUGCUGGACUACCCAAAGAAAUUUUAAAAGUUUCAGCUGGUUAUCAUCAUUCUUCUGCUAUUACAGUGGACGGAGAGCUUUAUAUGUGGGGGAAGAACACAAAUGGUCAGCUUGGCCUCGGAAAGAGGAGGGAACAAGGGAUGCAUAUCUUCCAUUGCGAAGCUGCUACAAUACUUUCUACACCCAGUAAAGUUAAAUUCUUGACUGGAGUCACGGUCAAAAUCAUUUCUUUAGGCUUUGAACACUCAAUUGCUGUAACAGAUAAAGGUGAGACCUUGAGUUGGGGUGGGGGAGGAUCUGGAAGACUUGGUCAUGGACAUCAGUCAGGCAUUUUGGGACUCUUCAAAAGUGACAGUGAAUACACACCACGACUUGUUAAGGAACUUGAGGGAUUUAAGAUUAAGAAUGCUGCUGCUGGAAUGUUGCAUUCUGUCUGCAUUAGCGAGAAUGGAUCUGUAUAUGUUUUUGGUGAAAGAGCAAAAAAGAAAUUGGGCUAUGGUGAAGCAUCCAAUAAUUCGGUACCAUCUAUGGUCGAUGAAAUUCCAUAUUCUGAAAAGGCUGCAUGUGGAGGCUAUCAUACCUGUAUUAUUACAGGUGGUGGAGAACUGUACGUGUGGGGCACUAAUGAAAAUGGAUGUCUUGGUAUUGGUUCUACAGAUGUUGCUCAUUCACCUGAAAGAGUUGAAGGACCAUUUCUGAGGCAUUCAGUUUCCGAGGUAUCCUGUGGUUGGAAGCAUACGGCAGCAAUUUCUGGAGGAAAUGUUUACACUUGGGGAUGGGGAGGCUCCCAUGGGACAUUUUCUGUAGAAGGACAUUCUUCUGGCGGACAAUUGGGUCAAGGAAGUGAUGUUGAUUACAUUGAGCCUACAAUAGUCAACUUUCACAGACACAUGAAAGCAUUGCAAAUAUCAUGCGGGUUUAAUCAUACAGGUGCUAUACUUGAAUACAGCUAAUCAAAAGUCAGUCUUAUUAUUUCUCGUUGAGAAAGCGAUAUAUCUGCAUUCUUUUAUAUAUGUACACCAACUUCCCGGAGUGGAGAGCUUCUUCCAGCAGGUUUAGCGAUAUGAUUAAUGUGAUUUCACAUCUGCUAAAUCUCACGUAAAUUCCCAACAAUACUUCACAGAAAUAAGCAGUCUGUUAUUGCAGCUGUACUCCCAUACAUGAUCUGGAAUCACUUCCCUUUUCUUUUCUAGAAGUUUUUCUCCUCUUACCCAUGAGUCCACGGCGUUUACCUGUAAAUACCACCUACUGUAGCUGGUUGGGGUAAGCAAAACUACAUAUUGUUGUCACAUUGUGUAGCUUAGGUUCUGCAGCAUUGAAGAGCUAACUAUUCAUAAUAUGGAGUCUGGUUAUUGUGUCGACAAAGAAAUUAUCGCAAGUUGCAAUAAUUUGUAACCUAAUGAUAACCCUUACACUCGACCUGUUUGUACCGAGUUUAUCUCUUGUAAACCAUGCUAGCUUGUAUCAAAUAACAUAUCUGUUGUACCUCUUCUUGUUACGUGUUGCGCUGUUAUUUUC